Synchiropus splendidus (mandarinfish) is the source of this 5926-nucleotide messenger RNA. It is a transcript of the gene arvcfb, whose product is annotated as ARVCF delta catenin family member b. Gene Ontology annotation, molecular function: cadherin binding. Lineage: Eukaryota; Metazoa; Chordata; Actinopteri; Syngnathiformes; Callionymidae. The transcript has 22 exons. Bases 549 to 3497 code for a protein of 982 amino acids. Gene Ontology annotation, cellular component: nucleus; plasma membrane; cytoplasm. Gene Ontology annotation, biological process: cell-cell junction assembly; cell-cell adhesion. The record is from RefSeq and is a predicted model, not a curated record.
UGGCCAGCAGCAUCAGCUCUGUUGUGGAUGAGAGGGAUCAAACCUGCUUCUCCUUCUCCCUCCGCGACCCGCUGCUCAGCCCCCUGACCGUCACAUAACUUGGACAAUUACGUUGAGUCACUGGAGUUCUGUGCGCGUGGCGAUCAUCUCUUGAUUUCUUCACAUCGGAUCCCUGCAGCAGACAAGUUGCACGCAGUGAAAGCGCCAUCCAGGUUGGAAGUACCGCGCCUCGGAGUCCCUGCACAGGAUUUGAGGUGGCUUAGUUGAAGCGCGACUGUCGUCUGAUAGAUGUCAACCUGCGCUGAUAUUUGUGUGUCCCCACAAACUAAGAUCUCUUCGGGCACGCUGAACAAACGGGUUGACUGGAACAGAGCUAAGCCCACACUCAGGCUGCUUGUGGUCUGACGGAACUCGCCCACUUCAAAGCUCUUCCUCGAUCUCGCUGUGCCAUCCAUCUGCUUCUGCUACAGAGGGGGAUGUCUGCUCUCUAACACCUCUCAGCCGCCUUAUCUAUACUAGAACGGUACUACUGCAAUCAAAGUCUCGACAUGGAGGAUUAUGAUGUUCGAUCGGCUGCCAGCAUCCUGGCCUCGGUGAAAGAGCAGGAGGCCCGUUUUGAGCAGCUCACACGAGCCCUUGAGGAGGAGCGACGCAACGUAACCCUGCAGCUGGAGCGCGCCAAUCUACCUCCCAACCUUCCUGUUAGCCAACCGCUAGCCUGGCAGCAGGUGGUGACGCAGGAGCAGAGCCCCAGCAACGCCACAUCCUUGGCCAUGAUGCAGGACCCACAGGAGGUGGUGGAGGAGACGGUCACGAUCGAGGAGGACCCCGGAACCCCCACCUCCCACGUCUCGGUGGUGACCUCGGAUGACGGGACAACACGGCGUACAGAAACCAAGGAUGUGUCAACUAACGUCAAGGUCACAAAGAUGGUGAAGACUGUCACCACGCGGACGGUCCGACAAUUGCCACUCGGUCCUGAUGGCCUACCUCUGCCGGAGGGAACGUCUCCGCUCGGGAGCUACACUGACUCCAUUGACCGGCGCUACAUGAAGAAUGGAAGCGAUAGAUUCAUCACACCACAAGCCACGUCCACUCUGACCCGUGGCUACAACAACUCCUACAACGACUCCUACGUUGACUCACCAGAAAGCCAGUACAUGCGCCACUACGGCCUGCACGAUGGCUACACCGAUUUAACGGAUAAUUAUGGAAGCCUGUCACGAGGUGUCAACUUCCGGCCACCGCGCUACCCGUACAUGCCAAACAGCUACAGGCCUGAGAACAGCUACACACUGCCGAUACGUAAGGACGACUACGGCCACAUGGCCCAGCCCCAGGUGCCAAUGGGCAGCAGCACUGUGGAUCUAAACCGCUCACAGCCGGAGCGCUUCCAGGCAGAACCAUACGGUCUGGAGGAUGAUCGACGUAGCGUGGGCGCUGAAGAGGAGGAGCCGUACGAACUUGAGCCUGACUACUCAACCGCUAGCCGACGUACGCUGCAGGCCGCCAACCGGGGUCGAACUCACCGGGAACCUCUUCGUGAUGGACCACGAGUCCGAGGGUACCCAGAUGACCCCAUCGAGGCAGAGAUGAUCGAUGAGCGCCACCAUUAUAUUCACGGCAUGUACUCGGCACCCUUGGCCCAGCCAGAGAGAGGCAGCAUGGCUAGUCUGGACCGCAUGGCUGGUCGUCGCUCACCCUCCAUUGACAGUAUCCGAAAAGACCCACGCUGGCGUGACCCUGACCUCCCAGAGGUCAUCGCCAUGCUGGGCCACCCCAUUGAUCCGGUCAAGUCCAACGCUGCGGCGUAUCUGCAACACCUUUGCUACGAAAAUGACAAAAUAAAGAAGGAUGUGCGUCAGCUAAAGGGGAUACCAGUGCUGGUGGGGCUCCUGGACCACCCCAAGUCUGAAGUCCACCGCAAAGCUUGCGGCGCCCUGCGGAACAUCUCUUACGGCAAAGACAACGAUAACAAGGUGGCCAUUAAAAACUGCGACGGCAUCCCAGCGCUCAUCCGCCUCCUGAGGAAGACCAAUGACAUGGAAGUCCGAGAGCUCAUCACAGGAACUCUCUGGAAUCUGUCGUCCUAUGAACCCUUGAAGAUGGUCAUCAUCAAUCACGGCCUGCAGACCAUGACCAACGAGGUCAUCAUCCCGCACUCUGGCUGGGAGCACGAGCCCAACGAGGACUCCAAGCCUCGGGAUGCUGAGUGGACCACCGUCUUCAAGAACACGUCCGGCUGCCUCAGAAACGUGAGCUCGGAUGGUGCGGAAGCUCGCCGCAGACUGAGGGAAUGUGACGGCCUGGUGGACGCUCUGCUGCACGCGCUCCAGUCAGCCGUGGGGAAGAAGGACAUGGACAAUAAGUCCGUGGAGAACUGCGUGUGUAUCAUGAGGAACCUCUCGUACCACGUCCACAAAGAGGUGCCAGGGGCGGAAAAGUUCCAGGACCCCUCGGCGUUACAGGCCCCUGGCUCAGCAGGGCUGCAGAGGAAGAAGAAAGACGAUGCUGGGUGCUUCGGUGGGAAGAAAGCCAAAGAGGAAUGGUUUAAUCAAGGCAGGAAAAAUGGUGAAAAUGACAAAAAUUAUGACACGUUGGAUCUGCCCAAGCGUACAGAGCCUUCGAGAGGCUUUGAGUUGCUGUAUCAGCCGGAAGUUGUGCGACUGUACCUGUCUCUGCUGACGGAGAGCCAGAACUACAACACCCUGGAGGCCGCUGCCGGAGCUCUGCAGAACCUCAGCGCCGGACAGUGGACUUGGUCCAACUACAUCCGAGCCAUGGUGCGGAAGGAGAAGGGUCUUCCUAUCCUGGUGGAGCUGCUGCGCUCUGACUCAGACAAGGUGGUCCGAGCCGUGGCCAUCGCGCUGCGCAACCUCUCCAUCGAUCGCCGCAACAAGGACCUGAUCGGGAGCUACGCCAUGAGGGACCUGGUCAGCAACCUGCCCAGUGGCCAGCAGCGGCCAGCUAAGAACCUGGAGGAGGACACAGUUGUGGCGAUCCUGAACACCAUCCACGAGAUAGUGACGGAGAGCUCUGAGAACGCUCGCUCCCUGAUCCAGGCCCAGGCCAUUGAGAAGCUGGUCGCCAUCAACCGGACCAGCCAAUCGGGCCGUGAAACAAAAGCGGCGUCGCACGUGCUGCAGACGGUGUGGAGCUACAAGGAGCUGAGGAACGCCCUGAUGAAGGACGGCUGGAACAAAAGCCACUUCCAGCCGACAGCGACACCAACACCUAAAGCAACCAAGAACGGCAAGCCAGGCUACGACGACACGACUCUGCCACUGAUGGAGAAGAACCAAGAUGGCUACUCCACCAUUGACCAGAGAGACAGAGACUGCAAAUACAAGACAGCUGACGGCUCGAUGGACCUGACAGAACGGGAGCCAUUAAAGAAUGACACAAAUAGGAAACACUAUAUCAGAAGUAACAGGCCUGCAGUCAGUCUGGUGGACGCUUGUGAUGUUAAGCCCCAGCCUGUUGAUUCCUGGGUCUAAUGCAUGCAUGGCUUGAAAAUAAUCGUAGAAGAACUCGGCUGUGUGAAACCAGAGGAGGAACUCUCAUCUCACCACUGCCAUUUCAUACAGAGCUCAUCUUUGGAGUUGAACUUUGUACAGACUGAAGGAUUUCCAGGAGUUAUGUAAGGAUACAGUAACAACAGCGACUACCAGGCAGCAGCCAGCGUUAAUGCUUUGAAGAAACAUUUUCUUGUUGUUCUAAAAAAAAAAAAAAAAAAAAGACUAAAAAAGAGACCUGCUACUUUGGCAUAUCUACAUUCCCACUGGACAGCAUGUGAAUAUUUGAAGAAGCCGAUGAAGGAAGUGAAGGACGAAGACAGAGGAGAGGAAGUGAGAUCUGUUGAGGUUCAUUAUUCACGUCUGGAAGAUUCUCCUAUUGAGUUUGACUUUCAGUGUGAACAGGAAGAAAGUGUUGGAGGGGGAUGAAGAAGAUAAACGGAUAAUCAGAAACGUCACCACUGUGUUAAGUAGGAGCUGCUCUGAACUGAAUUUGAAAGUGAAAAUAAGAACAUGGUAAGUUGUCGAUGGGGGAAGAGAAAGUGACGGGAGGGAGGGAGGUACAAUGAUGAGGAAAAGAUGCCACUGUUUGGGUCGCCAAAAGAGAACAUGAGACAUUUUGUUAAUAGAUGUUUUUGAAGAAAAAAAAGGUUAUUAAAAGUAUAGAUCUAAAAGGUUUUAUUUUGUCAGGUUUUCUAUAAAUGUAUAUUAGGGUCAAAAAAAGGUUGAAAAAAACACGGUAAAAAACAAGAAAUCUUAGCUGUACAUUAAUACCACACCGUUCUGGAAGCACAUCCUGGUUUGAUAAAGACUCACCACGUUUGACGAAUAACCACGUAACUUAAGUGUCGUCAAUCACUUAUUUAUAUUUUGUACGUUCACAAGGAACAGGAUUUCGCUCCAAAAAUCUGAAUCAGAGGAUGUCGCGUUUGAGUUGUUACCGCUGGGGUUGAUGUCACGUUGCAAAUUCUGAACCGUCUGGACUUGGAGAAAGGCCGAGCACAACUGGAACACGCUGUACGAUUCACGUCGCGAACACAUUGGUCAUCGCUGUGAGCCUGUCUGCAUCGCUAUAGGUGUAAUCCAGCUAGCUUGUCGUUCUUGCCGAAUCUACUCUCGCCACACGGAAUAAAGACAUUUGAUAUCCACAUUUUACACCCGUUUGUACGAUUUUUCUAUGGCUAGCUCCAGUGCAUAUGUCUAUGUUGUGUUCGUAUCGGUUGGUGAGUAGUCGAACCUGGAUCAUUUUGCUUUCCGUCACCGCUCACAACCGUUCCGUGUAUACAGGGCUUCAGUGGUGAGCAUGAUUUUAAAAAGUGUACAAAUGUUCAUAUGAUAUUCUUUCAAAGUGCCAGUUUUCGUGGUGUCAUUCGGAUUAUUAACCGAUUCAUUCAUGACCGGACUCCUGAUGCUUAAGUGGAAGUGAUUUCAAUCAAAAAUGGUCACACUGUAUAAAAAGUAUGGUAAUAUAGUAUAUAUAUUUUUUACGAUGUUUUAGGUUGGGCAGCUGAGGUGUAGAACAGUGUAGGUACAGAAGCAUAUUUUUUUUCUCUGAGUUGCUGGGUGAGCAGACGGCGUUCACAGCGGUCCGUCUUUCUGAGAGAGCUAGCCGUAGCUCUCAUCGGCGAAUGGCAUGUGCCUGCAUUGAUCUUUUUUUUUUUUUUUUUUUUCUUUGUGAUGUGAUUUUAUAAAGCCUGCAUAUUUUACACAGUGUUUACAAAGAUGUAUGUUGUGGUAAAAAUCUAUAAACUACAAAAAACAAGUACGCUUCACUGUAUAAAUGUUAAUUCCAGAGGUUAAAAAAAAAUGGUUCUAACAAGUCCCAGCAUCCCCUUUUGUGUCCUCAGUGUGGUUUCAUUGGACAAUACUGAACUCUCUCUCAACAACAAGCCAUUGAUGUGACAAUUCUGGCAUCUUGGGUGUGAUGGGUGAUCAUGCAUUUACAAAACAAGCCCAGGAUACAGACACAAAUUGAAUCAACCUACCAGUGCGGAUGAAACGUUCAAGAUAACUGUGGUAGCAAAUGUGUUUGUACCUCUCAUGUGCCUUAACCUUUUCCAUGGUAUCAGAAAGACCAGUGUGUUUUAUAACUCUUCACUCAUUUCUAUAUCCCCUCGUUUCUGCCCACAGAACACAAUCAUUCAUGCCCCACGUCCCCUCCAUCACCCCGAGUAGUUUAGACUGUUGGUGGUUUCUGCCUUGUAUUAUAAACCUUAGAGUCGUUCAAAUAUGGUUUGGUUUCUUAGAGAAGUAAAGCUGUCGAUGCGAUGGUAGCGAGCAGACCAGAUGCCACAGUGACAGAAUGUAUUAUGUUAAUUUUACUAAUACCCACAGACAAAUAUUACGCUUGUAAAACAUAACGGAAAAAUACUGGUUUGUAGAGUAUACAUUUGGUGUGUUUUCAAUAAAUC